CGUCCGUGGGCGUCUUCAGUCUUCACCACUUCGCGUCUUCGCCUACAUCUUGCUUUGUCGCCGAAUGUACAAAAUAUUAAAGAAAAGCGGGUGCAUGCGUAUACAAUGUUCCUUUGAAAAACGAUGUCACCGGCUUCUGCCAACAAGUAGGCAUCAGUGGCACAUCACCCAACUACUUGUCCUCAUCCCACUGCGGUGCUAUAUCCGGUGCUUAAUUCGAUUGCCAAUUCCUACCAAGUCGCUAAUCGCCAUGAGCGCGUGCUUUAGGACGCAUAAAUAUGCAGCGUAAUCCCAGUGCAAAGCUCAUGUAAACCUCAUACAAGCUAUGAAGCGGCUCGUGGCGUUGCUGGUACUGAUCGCGCUCCCGGUGCGCGCGGUGCCUGUCUCCGGUGCCGGCGUCGUGGCGCUGCUCACGCACGCCGACGCCGGCCGCGGCCUCGCGAGCGCCGAGCUCGUGCGGCGAAUGGCGCACCGGACCAGGGCGCGCCGCCGGCUCCUGUCCUCGCACAGGCGCCCGGCGCGCGCGCGGGUGCGCGCAGGGCUCGGCGCCGGCGGCGGGAUUGCGACGAACGAGUACCUGGUGCGCCUGGCGGUCGGCACGCCGCGGCGGCCCGUGGCGCUCACGCUCGACACCGGUAGCGACCUCGUCUGGACGCAGUGCGCGCCCUGCCGCGACUGCUUCGACCAGGACCUCCCGGUCCUGGACCCCGCUGCGUCCUCCACGUACGCCGCGCUCCCCUGCGGCGCGGCGCGGUGCCGCGCGCUCCCGUUCACGUCGUGCGGGGUCCGAACCUUGGGUAACCACCGGAGCUGCAUCUACGCCUACCACUACGGCGACAAGUCGCUCACCGUCGGCGAGAUCGCCACCGACCGCUUCACCUUCGGGGACAGCGGCGGCAGUGGCGAGAGCCUCCACACGAGGCGCCUGACCUUCGGCUGCGGCCACCUCAACAAGGGCGUGUUCCAGUCGAACGAGACCGGCAUUGCCGGCUUCGGCAGGGGGAGGUGGUCGCUCCCCUCCCAGCUCAACGUCACAAGCUUCUCCUACUGCUUCACCUCCAUGUUCGAGUCCAAGAGCAGCCUCGUCACUCUCGGCGGCUCGCCAGCCGCGCUCUACAGCCACGCGCACAGCGGCGAGGUCCGGACCACCCCGAUCCUCAAGAACCCGUCGCAGCCGUCGCUCUACUUCCUCUCGCUGAAGGGCAUCUCCGUGGGCAAGACACGGCUGCCGGUCCCGGAGACCAAGUUCCGGUCGACGAUCAUCGACUCAGGCGCGUCGAUCACGACGCUUCCCGAGGAAGUGUACGAGGCCGUGAAGGCGGAGUUCGCGGCGCAGGUCGGGCUGCCGCCCAGCGGUGUCGAGGGGUCUGCGCUCGACCUCUGCUUCGCGCUCCCCGUGACGGCGCUCUGGCGCCGCCCCGCCGUGCCGUCGCUGACGCUGCACCUGGAGGGCGCCGACUGGGAGCUGCCCCGCAGCAACUACGUGUUCGAGGACCUCGGCGCGCGCGUGAUGUGCAUCGUGCUGGAUGCGGCGCCCGGGGAGCAGACCGUAAUCGGCAAUUUCCAGCAGCAGAACACGCACGUCGUGUAUGACCUCGAGAACGACCGGUUGUCCUUCGCCCCGGCAAGGUGCGACAGGCUCGUAGCUUCACUGUAGUCACUAAUAGUGUUUGUACAAAGAAAAGGUAGAUGUCUUUAGUACGGAAAAUACUGGGUGAAAAAAGUAGUUUUCCAUAGUGACGGUAGAAGAUGGAAAGCAACACAGGAAACUUUUGCGUGCAAUUUGUCACGUCCUUUCAGAUUA
Molecule: messenger RNA, 1804 nt
Organism: Zea mays
Lineage: Eukaryota; Viridiplantae; Streptophyta; Magnoliopsida; Poales; Poaceae
Product: aspartic proteinase nepenthesin-1
Exons: 1
Coding region: 326-1657 (443 amino acids)
Biological process (GO): proteolysis
Cellular component (GO): extracellular region
Molecular function (GO): aspartic-type endopeptidase activity
Source: RefSeq, a predicted model, not a curated record